Saprolegnia parasitica CBS 223.65 is the source of this 306-nucleotide messenger RNA. RefSeq lists its product as hypothetical. Lineage: Eukaryota; Oomycota; Saprolegniomycetes; Saprolegniales; Saprolegniaceae. The transcript has 3 exons. The record is from RefSeq and is a predicted model, not a curated record. Bases 1 to 306 code for a protein of 101 amino acids.
AUGUGCGCCGAGCGGUUACGGUUACGGUUACCCGACAUCGCUCUCUUUGGCGACAUUCUCUACAUCGACGACAACGCGGGCGUCUGGACGGCGAUCGCGGCCAUCACGCUCCGCCAGAUCGCGUUCGACGGCAUCAACCCGAACAAGGCGAUCGUCUGCUCCACGGCUGCGUCGACCUUGACGUGGUUGGCGCCCAUCACGAACACGAUCCCGUGGACGGCUCUCUACAUCAGCAACGGCGUGCUCUACGCCGUUGACAGUACCACGGCCCUCGACACCACCCCAAUGAGCGAUGAUGCCUCGUAA